AUGACGCAGAGUCCAUUGACUUUCAAGGAUGUGGCAAUCAGUUUCUCCAAGGAGGAAUGGGAAUGCCUGGACACUUCUCAGAGGGAUUUAUACAGAGAGGUCAUGUUGGAGAACUACAGCAACCUGGUUUCUGUAGGCCUUUCUGUACCAAAACCAGAGCUAGUCACCUGUCUUGAAAAGAACAAAGAACCCUGGAUCAUGAACAUAGGGGAAGUAGAAGGUAGAGACUCAGGCCUUUCUGUAUCAAAACCAGACGUAGUCACGUGCCUUGAGCAGAACAAAGAGCCCUGGAUCCUGAACAUAGAGGAAGCAGAAGGUAGAGAAUCAGCUCCUUGCCUACCAUCCCUGUAUGACACUAACCCAUUGUCAUGA
This is a messenger RNA of Peromyscus eremicus (cactus mouse), 372 nucleotides long. RefSeq names its product zinc finger protein 738-like. NCBI's taxonomy places the organism in Eukaryota, Metazoa, Chordata, Mammalia, Rodentia, Cricetidae. Bases 1 to 372 code for a protein of 123 amino acids. Gene Ontology annotation, biological process: regulation of DNA-templated transcription. The transcript has 5 exons. The record is from RefSeq and is a predicted model, not a curated record.